AUGCCAAGCUAUGUGAAAUUUAUGAAGGACAUCUUGUCAAAUAAGAGGAGAUUGGAAGAAUAUGAGACAGUAGCCCUUACUAAAGAGUGUAGUGCAAUUCUAAAAAAGAAAAUGCCUCCAAAUCUCAAGGACCCAGGGAGAUUUACUCUCCCUUGUUCAAUUCGAAAUUCUAUGUUUGAAAGAGCUUUAUUUGACUUAGGUGCAAGUAUUAAUCUCAUGUCUUUGUCUAUUUUUAGGAAAGUUGGACUAGGUGACGUGAGACCUACUAUAGUAUCAUUGCAAUUAGCGGAUCACUCAAUAAAACACCCACGGGGAAUCAUUGAGGAUGUGCUUGUCAAGGUGGACAAAUUUAUUCUUCCAACCGACUUUCUCAUUCUAGACAUGGAGGAGGAUAGGAAAAUUCCUAUCAUUCUUGGCAGACCAUUCUUAGCUACUGGUCGAGUUCUAAUUGAUGUCCAAAGGAGAGAAUUGCGAUUGAGAUAUCCGGAUACAAGUGAGAGUUAUUUCAGCAUCCAAGCAAUCAACCCCUUGGUCACUGAAGUAUUUAACCAACAAAAGGAAUUGUUGGAAGCUUGUUUGGUUAGCCCCAAUCUGACUAUGGUGGAAGAUCCAAAAGUAAAAUAUUUUGAAGAUUUAGGACACGGAACAUCAUGUCUCCUUUCAUCUGUUGAGAAACCACCUACAUUAGAGCUUAAGCCCUUACCUAAACAUCUUCAAUAUGUGUAUCUAGGUGAAUCAUUUACUCUUCAGCUAUGGAUUAAUCCUAGGCAAGUAGUACCAAAAAAGGAAGGAAUGACAGUGGUGAAAAAUGCUAACAAUGAGUUGAUCCCUACAAGAAUAGUUACCGGGUGGAGAAUUUGCAUGGAUUAUCGAAAAUUGAACAAAGCCACUCAGAAAGACCACUUUCCUUUGCCAUUCAUUGAUCAAAUAUUGGAUAGGCUAUCUGGGCAUGAAUACUAUUGCUUCCUAGAUGGCUUUUCGUGGUAUAAUCAAAUAGCCAUAGCACCGGACGACCAAUAG
Olea europaea var. sylvestris is the source of this 1020-nucleotide messenger RNA. RefSeq lists its product as uncharacterized. Bases 1 to 1020 code for a protein of 339 amino acids. The record is from RefSeq and is a predicted model, not a curated record. Lineage: Eukaryota; Viridiplantae; Streptophyta; Magnoliopsida; Lamiales; Oleaceae. The transcript is spliced from 4 exons.